AUGGAUAUCGGCGACCCCCAUGCCGGGGCUGACUUCGAAUCAGAGAAUGAAGGGUUCUCUCCAGACGGCACACCGAAGAAACCUAGGGAGCUGCCUGCCGACUUACCGACAUCGCUGGACGACCGGAGACGAGCGCCAGAGUACGCGGUUGAAACGGAGAUGUAUGACGGAUGGCAAGGUCAAUCGCAAUACUUGACGACGCCGAUUACCGCGAAACCACUAUCCUUCAGCCUUGCGCUCGACGACCACUCUCAUGACGAAGAACACGAAUUACGUGCACGCUAUGCGCAGCCCUUCUACGAGCGUGAGGACGACGAUACCACUGCGCGACUAGAAGAUAGCGAUGCCAGGUUGUUAGAAAUGCUUGCGGCGCAAGCGGCACAUCGCGAGAUGGACUCACUCGGAACUGACGAUGACGAUAUCGCGUUAGACGACAAAUUGUCCGAGGAGGAGAAGAAGAGUAUACUCCAAAAAAGUCUCAAUAUGGCUGCAAGUAACGGCGAUGUCGACCGAGUGCGGAAACUGGUUAAUGGCCAUGCUCACCAAUAUGUGGAUGUGAAUAAACCAGAUGAAGAGGGGGCGGUACCUCUGAUAUAUGCAAGCUGUUUUGGCCACCAAGAAGUUGUCUCCGCGCUCCUUGACGCUGGAGCGUUCGUCGAUAAGCAGGAUCGUAAUCAAUGGAGUGCAUUGAUGUGGGCUAUGACAAAUCGACAUAAAACUAUCGCAAAAGUUCUACUGGACCAUGGCGCUUCACCUGACAUCAAGUCUUCUUCUGGUGGAACAGCUCUCGAUUUCCUGCAGCCCGGAACGGACAUUUCGCAAUAUCUGCAUGACAAUGGAUAUAAUAUAGGGCCUGUCGGAAUUGAAGACGAUUUUUAUGAUUCGGGAUUCAGCCACGGUCGUUUCGAGGAGGAGAUGGCUCAGAACGAAAUGAAACGCCGAAUGAUGAUGGAAGAAAGUGCGCUGAAUUUGGAGGUUGACUUAUCAAGUCUAGGCCUUGAUGAGAAGAUUGAGGAACCCGAUGAUUUUGAAGACGACCAACAGGAAUUCGUUUGGGACAAGUGUUUGAAUGACCAGAUGUUUGUCUUUCAAGACAAUGAGCUGGAAAAGAUACUGAAUAUAAUAAUCACAAACAUGACACCACAACGGUCACCUUCACAGAAACCAGUACCGGCGAAUCUUCUUUUUCUAAGCGCACGAUAUGCGCAUUACCAUGCCAGCCCCGAGCUAUUGGCGCAACUUUUGAUGUCUGCGACAGACAAAAUCAACGAUGUGGUGGAGCGACAUCAGUGGGAUAUGACAAUUUUGGCAUUUUGGAUAUCGAAUGCGACUUUGCUCCUGCACUAUCUGAAAAAGGAUCCAGGUCUGAUGAUGUCAACGGUAGAAUUUCAGCUACAUCUGGCGGAGUUGAUCAAUGAAAUUUUCAUUCUGAUCAUCCGGGACGCGGAACGUCGAAUGAAUCGUGUCCUAGAUCAGGCCAUGCUUGACCAUGAGACAAUACCGGGAUUAAGCGACGUUACAUUCCAGAAUGAAUGGAAACUCUUCAAAUCAAAACCCAAACCAAAAGUUGAGCCUCCCGAGAAACGAUUCCGUCCACCAUCACCUAAGCGGCGAGCACAGGUGUCGCCUCGAAAUAUCACCUCGCUACUCUCCUCCACAGUCUUCGUCUUAGACUUGUACGAUGUGCAUUCGAUAAUCACGUCACAAAUUAUCUCCCAAUUACUCUACUGGCUUGGUGCGGAACUAUUCAAUCGCAUCAUGCUCACGAAGAAAUACCUCGCCCGUACGAAAGCAAUGCAAAUCCGCAUGAAUAUAUCGGCGCUAGAAGAGUGGGCGCGGAACAAUAACAGGAAGCCAGAGCAUUAUGAAAAUGGCUCAACGACUACUACAGGCGACACAACCGUAGAUUCUGCAAGGAAACAUCUUGGGCCUGUAAUUCAACUGCUACAAUGGCUACAGUGCUUUUCAUCAUUGGGCGACGACCAUGAAGCUCUAAUCACAACACUGUUACAGUUACAACAACUUACUCCCAACCAACUUCUCCAGGCUGUGAGGUCCUAUCGCGCAGAGGUUGGAGAGAAGGGACUGAGCAAGAACGCUACAAAGUUCUUGGUCAGUUUACAACAUGACCCAGAUCUCUUAUACCGCGAGCACGUGAAGCUACAGAAGCUUGCCAUUGCGGCGAGCACUCAGCCAUCCCCAUCUCCAGAUGAUGGCAACAAACCCACCUCUCUUCCGCCAUCAAGCCCCACCAAAACUGAGCAUCCAGAGACACCCCAAACACCCACCAUCGCCACAGCGCCCGACCAGGACCAUGACGAACAAACCAACGGCCCCUCAACCCCCCGAAGCAGCGUCUUUCUAAACUCACCCAUCAUGUCGUCCCCCAGCUACCAUUUCUCCUCUUCUGCACCGGACAGCUACCUCCUCGACCCAUCCAUGACACUUCCCUUCAUACUACCCACAAGCACCGACAUGCUGAUCAGCUACGGUGCUGGGUUUGGCGGGACGAAUAAGGAAAGAGCCAGGAAGUAUAUUCCGACUGUGCCUACGGAGGUGUUGAGCCGGUUUGAUAGGGUGUGA
Messenger RNA from Talaromyces amestolkiae, 2583 nucleotides. RefSeq lists its product as uncharacterized. The transcript has 4 exons. Bases 1 to 2583 code for a protein of 860 amino acids. Lineage: Eukaryota; Fungi; Ascomycota; Eurotiomycetes; Eurotiales; Trichocomaceae. Gene Ontology annotation, molecular function: GTPase binding. The record is from RefSeq and is a predicted model, not a curated record.